AUGUCUAAUCCAGACAAGCUCGCUCAUCACCGAUCGACAAACGAUUUACCACUUCACUCUGACAUUGUCAUUAUUGGAUCAGGAUAUGCUGGAUCAUCAUGUGCCUACUAUAUCUACAAAGAUCAGCCACAGAAUCAAACGCCACCAAUUGUCACUAUGCUCGAAGCUCGUGAAACAUGUUCGGGUGCGUCGGGACGCAACGGUGGCCACUUGAAGCCAGAUGUGUACGCUUCUUAUUCGCGCUACUCAGACAUGUACGGUCGUAAAAAUGCAGAGACACUAAUGCAGUUUGAAGCGAAUCACAUUGAGGCAAUGUCCGAACUUGUGUCUGAGGAAAACAUCCAAUGUGACUGGCAGAUUACACGCGCUUGCGAUUUGUACGCUGAUUCGCAACAAGCUGCUCAAGCAAAAGCAUCGUACUUACAACGUUGCGCAGAUGGUGGUGAUGUUUCUGAUAUCUGUGAAAUACCCUCUCACGAGCUUCUAUCCAUCGUGAGAGUGAAAAACAUGCUCUACGGCAUUACGUUCACAGCUGCCAGCAUCCACCCGUACAAACUUGUUCAUCAUCUGCUCCAUAAGUGCGUUGAACGUGGCAUGAAUCUACAAGGAUGUUAUCUAGUUAAGAUGUCUAGAUAA
Didymodactylos carnosus is the source of this 636-nucleotide messenger RNA. The record is from the annotation of a GenBank genome assembly. NCBI's taxonomy places the organism in Eukaryota, Metazoa, Rotifera, Eurotatoria, Philodinida, Philodinidae.